Molecule: messenger RNA, 1422 nt
Organism: Penicillium canariense
Lineage: Eukaryota; Fungi; Ascomycota; Eurotiomycetes; Eurotiales; Aspergillaceae
Product: putative MFS pantothenate transporter
Exons: 3
Coding region: 1-1422 (473 amino acids)
Biological process (GO): pantothenate import across plasma membrane
Cellular component (GO): plasma membrane
Molecular function (GO): pantothenate transmembrane transporter activity
Source: RefSeq, a predicted model, not a curated record
AUGUUCACCCAAUUCAAAUCCUACAUCAAGGGCCACGAGAGUGUGCCAGGCGAAGCCAAGCUCCUCCGGAAGAUCGACACUUUCAUCCUAUCGUUCUGUUGUCUCUGCUACUUCACAAAUUAUCUGGACCGGAGCAACCUCAGCAAUGCAUAUGUAUCAGGAAUGAAGGAGGAGCUCAAUUUUAAAGGAAAUGAACUCAGUUUAAUCAACACCGUCUUUACCGUGGGGUACAUUGUGGGGCAGCUUCCCUCCAAUCUGGCGCUGACCUACCUGCGGCCGCAUCUCUUCUUCCCGGCCAUGGUGAUUAUCUGGGGUAGUCUGACCAUGAUCACGGCUGCUGUGCACAACCCCCAGGGCAUCAUGGCCAUCCGCUUCUUUCUAGGCUUGGCCGAGUCGAGUACCUUUGUUGGCACCCACUAUAUCCUGGGCGCCUGGUACACAGAAAAGGAGCUGGGGAAACGCAGUGGAAUUUUCACCGCGUCAGGCCUGGCCGGGACGAUGUUUGGCGGCUUCAUCCAGACCGGAAUUCAAUCAUCCCUCGAUGGCGUUCACGGACUAUCAGGCUGGCGAUGGCUAUUUAUCAUUGAUGGUCUGAUCACCAUUCCCAUUGCCAUUUACGGCUUUUUGCUCUUCCCCGACACUCCUACCACGACGAAAGCCCCCUACCUGACCUCUGAGGAGCGGGCCAUGGCCAUCGCGCGCAUCCCCGAAUCUGGGUCGGUGAAAGUCCCACUAAACCUGACAUUUGCAAAGCGCAUCUUCACCUCCUGGCACUGGUACGGCUUCGUGAUCUUAUGGAUCAUCGCCGGAGAGACAGAGUCGUUCUCCAGCAAUGCUCUGUUGGCGCUCUACAUGAAAGCCCAGCCCGCCAAAACCUACACCAUCUCCCAGUUGAAUAAUUACCCAACGGGCGUAGCUGCUGUAGGUAUCGUGUCCACCCUCUUCUGGGCCACCCUGACCGACUUCAUGGGUGGGAAGCGGUACCUUGUUGGAUACUUCAUUGCUAUCACGGGAAUCGUCACCUCCACGAUGAUAUUGACCCGAUAUGAGGAUAAGGCGGUCGUGUUCGGCGCAUACUACUGGGCUGGAGCCGUAUAUGCCUGUCAGGCAACAUUUUUUGCGUGGUGCAAUGACGUCCUGCGCUUCCAGGAUGACCGAUUCCGAUCUGUAGUCAUCGCCAGUAUGAACAUGGGCAGUAAUGCAGUCAAUGCCUGGUGGCUUCUGCUGUUCUACUCGGCAAAUUUUGCGCCCAGGUUUACCAAGGGUAUGUGGGCGAUGAUCGGUUGCUCAAUUGCCUUGGCCCUCUGGACGACAGGUAUCAUUUUGAUGACCGCUCGCGAAGAGAAAAAUCGAGACGACCAAGAACUGCGCGUGGGGGAUCUAGAUACCAAGAUAAUCGAGGAGACUGCUAGGGAGGUGUGA